AUGUUGGGGGCUUGCUCCACUCUCGUCACGGGUCGGCCCAGCAUUGCAGUGCCGCAGGGAUUGGCCCACAAAAUUCACACAACAUCCUACUAUUCGAACCCACAGCAACCACCGGUACGGGGGCAUGUGGACUGUUCAACACAAUUUUUCGUCUUACUACAACCCGCGCCGUGGAUGGCUCACAAAUACGUAGCGUUCGGACAAUUAAUCGAUGGCGAAGAAACUUUGCAAAAGAUUGAAAAUGUCCCCACGUGGUACGAAUCACCAACACAAGAUAUUAUAAUUUACCAAAGUGGUAUUUUAAAUAUGGAAUGCCAAGAUAUAACAAUCAAUAAAGGAACUAAAGAAUAUAUUCAUGGACACAUAGAUGAUCUGGUAACAGUGGGAAAAUUAUUUUAUGAGGUAUUAAUAGAAAAGGUAUUUCUAGAAAUUGAAUUUAGGUUUAUUGCAAACGAAAAAAUGGUAGCCGAGGGUGAGGAUGCACAAGAAGUUACUGAAACUGUUCGGGCUACUGAAAGAUUCAACCGUAAAAAGGAAGAUAUAGAAAAACAAAUUGAAAAGAGUGAACUGGAUAACCGCGGUGCAUCAGUAGCAAGUGAGCCAUACAACGGCGAUGCUGUGGAAAUGUAUGAAUAUGAACCCGAAGAAUAUUCGUACCAGCAUGUCUCAUUAGGACAUACAGCAAGUAUUGAAGUAAAUCCAGAGAAGCCGUAUUAUUUUCCACUAACUGACGUACCAUACCCUGGUGAAGUAGAUUCCACUUAUGAUUUGAAGAAAUUUUUGAAAGGAGACUACUGCCUGGAAACAGAUAUCGAGGAUAAUGCUCCAAAGAAACUUGCACCACAGAAAAGAAUAUCUUAUCCAUCAGAAAUAUUUAAUGUACUUAACGACUCAGAAUCUGCAUCGUCGGAAUCCCUGGAUUCUGACGAGGAGAAAGAUUUAAAUAAAUAUCUCAAGUUAAACAUGGAUCGUGUAAGUUUUGCAGGAGGCAUCAUAAAAGGAAUAGCGCGAGGUGCAGCCCAAUACAACAUUUUUGAAACUCACAGAAAGUCAGAGUUAAUAACUGACGAAGAACUUAGAAAAUUUCGAUUAAUGUCACUGGACUUACGCUCGCGUGAUACCCAUGAAAAGAAGGUAUCUAUUAGUGUACCAUCCACUGACACAGGGAUACACCAAAAGAUAAAGCGGAGACAAACUGGCUUCGUGCGACCCCAAGACUUGGAGAAAAUACACUUGAUAAAUAAGAGCGAAGAAAUUACUCCUGAGGAGGACGAACUUGUUACUCGGAAGGUUCGCAUAGCUCCAUCAUCGGAUACUAAUGCAACUCCUCGUCCAGCCCGGCGGCCCACGGGUUUUGUUCGUGCGGUCGAUAUAAUUGAUUCUGAUACACAAGUGCAGAGGCCAUCAGUGUUACAACGGCUGUACGAUAAUGUCUCGUUGAUAGAUAACCAUGGUCCUACUUUGAAGGAUUACAGACCCAUAUCCGAAUCACGGCAGAAAAGUAUUCUGCUAACCUAUUCACCCAACUCUCGAAUCAAGAAUGAUGACAGCAGAGAGAAGUAUCUCCGUCACUCCAUCACAAUCGAGGACGAUUCCAUUGAGCAAGUACUUAACUUGCAACAUGGACAAAAGGUUGCACGUAAAAUCUCUUCAGAUUACGUGAAAACCAUAGACCAAAUGGAGCAUAAACUAGAAACAUCUAUACGAAGCAUAGAAUAUGCAAAGACACGUCCCGUAAUGUCCGUAACCGAGUAUCAAUUAAAGAAUCAGAGGUACAAUGAGGGGGUAAGGACGUCCAGAGUACAAGUGAAAACGGUUCGAACAUCAGAUGAAGGGUUACCAAUAGGAGGACUGCGACUACCAGGAGAUACACCGAUUUACUCAUUGUCAGAUGAUUAGUACCAGCUCUCUACCAGCACUACCAGCGUAUACGAUAACACGAGAUACUUUUUUACUGAUUUUAAUGUGAUUAUUA
Molecule: messenger RNA, 1975 nt
Organism: Achroia grisella
Lineage: Eukaryota; Metazoa; Arthropoda; Insecta; Lepidoptera; Pyralidae
Exons: 14
Coding region: 1-1899 (632 amino acids)
Biological process (GO): protein peptidyl-prolyl isomerization
Molecular function (GO): peptidyl-prolyl cis-trans isomerase activity
Source: RefSeq, a predicted model, not a curated record